ACGUGAAAUGUCACCAUAAUGAUUAAUGCCUUUUCAGUGACACGGCGAAAACGCUGAUGGUUGACCUAGUCUCCUUCUUCAAUCUAAGAACACGACUUUUGAGUCUCCUACCUCUAAGUCUCCUUCCGGGUUGCACUGCAAAUUGCAAGUUGUAAAGUGUGCUGCACUGCAUAGCUGCCUGAUACAAACAUGAAUAGUAGAAUUUCCCUUCUUAUUGCUUUCCUGCUUCUUUUUUUCUCUCUGGGUUUUCAAUCCACUAAUAAUACUGUCACGGAUACCAUCUUACCUGGCCAAUCACUGACACACCCGGAGACCAUUGUGUCGCCUAAUGGAAUCUUCGAACUUUGUUUCUUCUCUCCAGGAAAUUCGACAAAGUAUUACUUGGCAAUACGAUUCAAGAAUGUUUCUGAGCAGAGUGUAGUUUGGGUUGCGAACAGAAAGUACCCAUUCCCUGAUUCCACUCCUGUUCUCAAUAUUAAUCAGGAUGGAGAUCUUGUAAUAUCUGAUGGCACAAUGACAUUCGCCAUGACCAACACUUCAGCUGGCAACGGUACCCAUGCCAUGCUGUUGGAUACAGGUAAUCUUAUACUCACAAACAGGGUCUUAGAGCUUUUUUGGCAAAGCUUUGACUAUCCUACUGAUACUCUUUUGCCCGGAAUGACUCUCGAAUAUAGUCGGCCAUUAACAUCGUGGAAAAGUAAAGAAGACCCAGCUCCUGGUAAUUUCACCCUACGGCUGGAUUACUCACUGACAAUAAUGGAGGGGCCUGACGUAUAUUGGACUGGUUCACUCGCUAGCUUUGUUGUUUUGUCUUCUAAUUCUUGGCCUACUAUUAAAUACACUUCUCAAACUCAAAUUUCGAGAAUCGUGUUGGAUGAAACCGGGAAGCUUAAACUGCAGUCAUGGUUACAAGAAGAGAAAACGUGGAAUACCUCGUUACAGUCAUCCAGGUGUGGGGAUUAUGCUUUAUGCGGCGCUUUUAGUGUAUGCAAUGAGACUGCGCAAGAACCAUGUGGAUGUUUGCCAGGUUUCAAACCCGUUUCUGCUGGUGCUGGUGCUUGGAGCAAAGGAGACGUGUCCAACGGCUGUGUGAGGAAAACUGCUCUGCAGUGCAGUAAUAAUAGUGAUGUUCAGAAGGAUGGGUUUUUUCGCAUGUCUAAAGUUGAUUGGCUUGAUAAUAAACCGCUGAGAUCGGAGAUUAGCAGUGAUAAGGAGUGCCAAUCAUCUUGCUUGAACAAUUGUUCUUGUAUUGCUUAUGCUUUUGAGCAAAAGUUCGAUCUCAAUAGGACCAAGUCUGGCUGCUUAACAUGGCAAGGUUCAUAUCUGAAGCAACUAUCAAUCGAAGAUAAAUAUGGAAAUGAUUUCUACCUGAAACUACCCCCCCAAGAAUUGGUCACCAAUGACUCAAGCUCAAAGAAUGAAUCUAACACAGCAGCGACACCUGGAGCAACUGAAGGAGUAAUGCUUGUACGAGCUAAGCAAUUAGUAGCCAUACUGGCUAUAUCUCUGCCUCUUGCAACGCUUAUGUUGGGCCUCUUUCUCUGUUGUGUAUGGAGAAAACUCAGGAUGACAAGCAAGGGUGAGGAUUUGGUACAGUUAGAUUUGGGCAUGACCAUAAAGUCUGAAAAUUCGGAGCUGCUGGAAGUAAAUAAGCGUGGAGAUAUCAGGAAAAAGGAAGUCAAAAUGCCAUUAUUCAGUUUUGCGAGUGUUUCUACUGCAACUGAUAAUUUCUCCGAUGCAAAUAAGCUUGGAGAGGGUGGUUUUGGACCUGUUUACAAGGGAAUAUUACUGAAAGGGGAUUUGGUAGCUGUGAAAAGGCUUUCAAGAAGAUCGGGCCAAGGUUGGGAGGAGCUAAAAAAUGAAGCUAUGCUCAUAGCCAAGCUCCAACACAACAAUCUUGUUAGACUUUUGGGCUGCUGCAUUGAACGAGAUGAAAAGAUACUAGUAUAUGAGUAUAUGCCGAAUAAAAGUUUGGACUUCUUCAUUUUUGAUCCAGAAAAGCGUAAGAUUUUAGAUUGGCAAGCACAGAUUCGAGUGAUUGAAGGCAUUGCACAAGGGCUUCUUUACCUUCAUCAAUAUUCUAGGUUGAGGAUUAUUCAUAGAGACUUAAAGGCUAGCAACAUUUUGUUAGAUAGCGAAAUGAAUCCGAAGAUAUCAGAUUUUGGAAUGGCAAGAAUAUUUGGAGGAAACGAAUCACAGGCAAAUACAAAUAGAAUCGUUGGCACUUAUGGUUAUAUGUCCCCUGAAUAUGCUUUGGAAGGCCUCUUUUCUAUCAAGUCAGAUGUUUUCAGUUUUGGUGUCUUGCUAUUAGAGAUUGUGAGUGGUAGGAAGAACACUGGGUUUUAUCAAACCGAUUCUUUCCAUCUUCUUGGAUAUGCAUGGGAGUUAUGGACAAGUGACAGGGGAUCGGACUUGGUGGAUCCACUACUUGAUGAUGUAUCCUCUAUUCGUGUGGCAUUGAAAUAUGUUAACAUAGGUCUCCUCUGUGUUCAAGAAAAUGCAGCGGAUAGACCUACAAUGUCUGAUGUUGUCGCAAUGCUUAGCAAUGAAAGCACAGCUCUACCUUAUCCUAAACAACCUGCUUUCUUGAAUAUGAAAAGUGUGAUGAAGGCAAAAACAGAUAAUAGCAGGGCAGAAAUCUGUUCUGUGAGUGAUGCAACUGUUUCAAUUAUGGACGGCCGGUAACAUUUUUGAAUUAAAGCCAUAAGCAUUAGUAUAUCCUAGUAAAUCAUCCAAAAACUUUCAAUUUCUUUUCCUAUGGCCUAACAACAUUAUUCAAAUGUAUUAUGGUUCUGAUAUGUAUCAUCAAAAGAUCCGUUGGUACCUGACAUUCGAGAGAUUAGCUUCUUGCAUUGCUCUGGUGGAGACAAGCAUGUCUGAAUUGAAAUUCAAGGUCUUUCUGUCACUUCAAAGUGGCAAUGCUAAUAUAGGAAGCCAUAUUAUGAUGGAGAACGUAUAUUUUUGUUUUUGUUACAACCCUACAACAACUAUUUUAGAGUGAUUUUGAGAGAGGACAAUUUUGCAUUUGCGUAAAAAAAUAGUCUCAUAAAUGAAUGUUGAUUAUCUAGAAGCUUUGCAAUAAUAUUCAAGAGAAAUGUUGUGAAUAAGAA
Molecule: messenger RNA, 3110 nt
Organism: Quercus robur (English oak)
Lineage: Eukaryota; Viridiplantae; Streptophyta; Magnoliopsida; Fagales; Fagaceae
Product: G-type lectin S-receptor-like serine/threonine-protein kinase At4g03230
Exons: 7
Coding region: 190-2685 (831 amino acids)
Biological process (GO): protein phosphorylation; recognition of pollen
Molecular function (GO): ATP binding; protein serine/threonine kinase activity
Source: RefSeq, a predicted model, not a curated record